UAUGAGAGAUGCAAAGGACGUACAAACGACUCCUUCGGCUGGUACAAGUAUUGAUGUGGCAACCUUAUUUGGAUCCGGUGCCAACAAUGUACAGAAUACAGGGCAACAACCUGCAGCACCAACGAGUGUUUCGCUUGAUCAACUGUUUGGUAGAGCUAGUCUGAAUGAGCAGCCGUCAGUGAAUUCACCUGUGGUUGGCAAAUCCGUCGAUCUUGCUGCUUUAUUCCAAAAAGCAAAUCCACAAGCAGUCUCUGCCAUGUCACCACCAAAGCCCAAGUCUUUACCUCUUGACGACUUGUUCACUAACGCAAUUCACCAAACAACUCCACCUCCCCCUCCUGGCAAGGCAUUGUCAAUCAACGACUUGUUCCAUAACGCGAUGCAACAGCCACAAGCUCCAGUUCAAUCUGAUACACCUGUACCUAAUCCGUCUUUAGCAUUGCUCAACCAACUGCGAGGUAAUCCUGUAAAAGAACCAGCUAUGGAGCAGGUGCCAUCGAACCCGGCAAAUACAUUAUUAGACCUUUUGAAGAGAGCAAAACCGGUUAGCCCUCAAGGACAGCAACCGCCGUUGCAUGCCCAAAUGCAAUCGCCUGCACAAUAUGAACAACGACAACCAACGUAUUCUCCUUCUGUACAGCAACAGUCUCCAUUUGUAAAUCAGCAGCAACCGGUUACAGUAAACGGAUCAAGUCACCCACAGACAAACCCACUGAUUGCCUUGUUGCAAGGCGCUUCUGUCAAUAAGCCCCAAAGCCCUACAGCAGCCUCUCCCGUCAAUCAAGCCAGAUCUCCUCGUUUGAACCAGCGUGGGUCACAGCAACGACCCUACACUUCCCCUAAAGCUAUGCCAUCGAAGCCAACCUUAUUGGAUACUUUGAUGGGAGGAUCACCCGCCAAACAACUGCCACGCCCACCGCAACAGCUUUCCAUGCAAAUGCCAGAGCCUCAUCCAUACUCCCCCCAGUUACAGCAGUCAACUCCACCACACCCACAACAGCAACGGCGUUCUUUAAGUGGGGCACCACCUCUCCUACUGCAGCAAGCACAAGAACUGACCAGCCCGCGUAUUCAGGAUCGAAUCAGGAGCCCCACCGUCCUUUCUAAACCAGAAUUUAUUCAGCAGUACUUAAAUCUUAUACAGGUACGUUGGAGAUUUUAAUUGAGCACAGGUUGGUCACAGCAUAUUGAACGAGAUACAUAUUUUUUUUUCAGUCGGACGCAACAUUUUUGGAUUCAUUGUACAAUGAUUACGUUAGCAGAG
Umbelopsis ramanniana AG is the source of this 1264-nucleotide messenger RNA. RefSeq lists its product as uncharacterized. Lineage: Eukaryota; Fungi; Mucoromycota; Umbelopsidomycetes; Umbelopsidales; Umbelopsidaceae. The annotation marks the transcript as partial. The record is from RefSeq and is a predicted model, not a curated record. The transcript has a single exon.